UCUUUAAUCCCUACUGCUUUGAUUGAUUUCUCUCUUGGAUCCUGAAGCUCUUGCUUGUUUUUCAUGGGACUUUGCCAUGGAAAACAAAUCCAGAGCCCUGGGUUCCAGGAGGAAGAGAGCCCUGAACCUCUUCCCAUCAAUGGCGAUGCACCGCCGCCGGUUGCUGGCACUCCCAAGCAACCUAAGUUCCCAUUCUAUAGCCCCAGCCCACUGCCGAGUUCGUAUAAGAACUCUCCGGCCAAUUCCAGUGUGACCUCAACUCCUCUCCGCUUUCUCAAGCGCCCUUUCCCUCCUCCGUCUCCGGCCAAGCAUAUCAAGGCCCUGCUUGCUCGCCGGCACGGCUCUGUCAAGCCCAAUGAGGCCUCCAUUCCUGAGGGUUGUGAGGCUGAGCUUGGCUUGGAUAAGAGCUUUGGAUUUUCCAAGCAGUUCUCUUCCAAAUAUGAGCUUGGUGAGGAGGUUGGCAGGGGCCAUUUUGGCUACACUUGCUCUGCCAAGACCAAGAAGGGGGACAUGAAAGGUGAGGAACUUGCUGUCAAGGUUAUCCCCAAAGCCAAGAUGACGACAGCGAUCGCUAUCGAAGAUGUAAGGAGAGAAGUUAGAAUAUUGAGUGCUCUGAGUGGGCAUAAGAAUUUAGUGCACUUUUACGAUGCUUGUGAAGAUGAGGACAAUGUGUACAUAGUUAUGGAGUUAUGCAAAGGAGGUGAACUAUUAAACCGGAUCCUUUCAAGGGUGGAAAAAUACUCUGAGGAAGAUGCUAAGGUUGUGAUUGUCCAGAUUUUGAGUGUCGUAGCCUUUUGUCAUCUUCAAGGAGUUGUUCACCGUGACCUAAAACCAGAGAAUUUUCUUUUUACUUCCAAGGAUGAGAAUUCUGACUUGAAAGUUAUAGAUUUCGGCUUGUCAGACUUUGUCAAGCCAGAUGAAAGACUAAAUGAUAUUGUGGGAAGCGCGUAUUAUGUUGCUCCUGAGGUUCUUCAUCGAUCUUAUGGUACUGAGGGAGACAUGUGGAGUAUUGGUGUGAUUGCAUACAUUUUGCUCUGCGGAAGCCGCCCGUUUUGGGCGAGGACUGAAUCAGGUAUAUUUCGAGCUGUCCUGAAGGCAGAGCCGAACUUUGAAGAAGCACCUUGGCCUACGCUAUCAGCCCAGGCUAAAGAUUUCGAUCAGCGGUUGCUGAACAAAGAUUGUCGCAAGAGAAUGACUGCUGCUCAAGCUCUCAGUCAUCCUUGGCUCAAAAAUCAUCACGAUAUUAAGAUUCCAAUUGACAUUGUAAUUUAUAAGCAUGUAAAAGCUUAUAUAUGUUCUUCGUCCUUAAGAAAAGCAGCAUUGAGGGCUAUCGCAAAAACUUUGACUGUGCCCCAACUAGUAUAUUUGCGUGAACAAUUUGAGUUGUUAGGACCGAACAAAGGCGGUUAUAUCUUGAUGCAGAACUUCAAGACGGUCUUGAUGAGAUACUCAACCGAUGCAAUGAAGGAUUCGAGGGUGGUUGAUUUUGCCAAUAUUGUGAGUUCUCUUCAGUAUCGAAAACUAGACCUUGAAGAAUUUGCUGCUGCUGCAUUAAGUGUGUACCAAUUAGAAAGCAUGGAUACUUGGGAACAACAUGCUCGGCGAGGAUUUGAACUUUUCGAUAAGGAAGGGAAUAGACCGAUCAUGAUUGAGGAGCUUGCCUCGGAAUUGGGGCUCGGUCCAUCAGUGCCUGUUCAUGUUGUUCUCCAAGAUUGGAUAAGACAUUCAGACGGAAAACUCAGUUUCCUCGGAUUCGUUAAACUUCUACACGGUGUGUCGUCUCGCUCAAUACCAAAGGUUUAGCAGAAAUCAACAACUAUGACUGUUUAUGUCCAUCGUGCCGGAAACUUAAAACGAGAGGUCAUUAGCUGAUGAAUUGAGAGGCGGGAAAAACCAAGCUGACCAGUUCAUGCCUGCCGAGCACCAUGGCAAUGGAGAAGAUGAAGAAUUUAGCAAUGAUAAUCUCGGGUCCGAAGAAGAAUGUACAGAUGAGAAGGCGAAAAGGGAUUCGAGAACUGUGAAGGGUGUUGUUACCAUGUUAUGGUCCUGUUACUGAAUAAGAAGUUUUACAUUUUUUUUUUUUAUUGUCGACAUGUUAGUACAUAAUUGGGGUCUGAACUAGUACUCUAUGCAGACAGAGUAGGAAUUUAAGAUUCAUGUUUAUGAGGCAUGUUGUUAACUUGUUAA
Messenger RNA from Dioscorea cayenensis subsp. rotundata (Guinea yam), 2187 nucleotides. RefSeq names its product CDPK-related kinase 1-like. The record is from RefSeq and is a predicted model, not a curated record. NCBI's taxonomy places the organism in Eukaryota, Viridiplantae, Streptophyta, Magnoliopsida, Dioscoreales, Dioscoreaceae. Gene Ontology annotation, biological process: protein autophosphorylation; peptidyl-serine phosphorylation; intracellular signal transduction. Gene Ontology annotation, molecular function: calcium-dependent protein serine/threonine kinase activity; calmodulin binding; calcium/calmodulin-dependent protein kinase activity. Gene Ontology annotation, cellular component: cytoplasm; nucleus.